AGCCCGGAACCCAAGCGCGGGCCGGCGUUCCCCGGCGGGGCGGUGCGGCGCUGUGCCGCUCCCCCUGCGGUAGCGCCGGCCGGGUGGGACUCGCUGUCCCCUGAUCCCGAUCCCGAUCCCCGUCCUGGUCCCACCCCGCUGACCCCCCCAUGGCCAAGCAGAGCCCUGCGGAGCCGCAGGCGGCGGUGCCGAGCGGCGCGGCCCGCGGGAAGAGCAAGAAGAGGAGGAAGAAGAGGAAGGCCCUCGGGGAAGCGGCGGCCGCGUCCAAAGGCCCCGGCAUGGCGGCUGUGGGUCCCCCCCGCAACCCGCAGGAGUUCUCCUCCAACUGGAAGGCGCUGCAGGAGCUGCUGAAACAAAAGGCAAAUAACUCCAAGAAGCCCAUCCCCACGGGUCAAACAGACACCAAAAAGAAGCAGCCACUCAAAGCAGCCAAAAGCCCAGAAGUCCCAGCAGUCAAUGGGAAUGGGAAUGUGGUAAAGGUAAAAUCCACAAAUAAAAUGGAAAAUGGUGCUGCUAAAGCUCCUUUGGCCAAGCCAGAAUCCAAGGGGGUUACAGCAAAUAAGAACUUAAAUGGCACCAAAAGCAAUGGGAAAAGCAGCAAAGAAAAAAGGAAAAAUGGCAUUGUUGUGAAGGAGAAGGAUGAGCUGAAACACAAGAGGAGGAAAGCUGAGGAACCCCUGGAGCAGCAGCCCAAAGAGGCUGACAUCUGGUUUGAUGAUGUUGAUCCCAAAGAUAUUGAAGCAGCACUAGGACCUGAAGCAGCAAAAAUUGCCAGAAGGAACCUGGGGCUUGAAACAGAGCAAUGCCAGUCUGUGGAGAAGGUGCUGGUUAAGGAAAAGGCUUUUGAUGGGCUGACCAGGGCCGUGGCCAUGGACUGUGAGAUGGUGGGGGUGGGCCCCAAGGGCGAGGACAGCAUCUUGGCUCGGGUGUCCAUCGUCAACCAGUUUGGCAAGUGUGUGUAUGACAAGUUUGUCAAGCCCACGGAGAAGGUGACAGACUACAGGACAGCUGUCAGUGGCAUCCGGCCUCAGAACGUAAACUCAGGUGAAGACUUCAAAACAGUUCAGAAGGAGGUGGCUGAGAUCCUGCAGGGAAGGAUUUUAGUUGGGCACGCCCUGCGGAAUGACCUAAAGGUCCUACUUCUUGAUCACCCUCACAAGAUGAUCAGGGACACACAGAGAUACAAACCUUUCAAAGAGAGAGUCAAGAGUUCCAGGCCAUCCCUGAAGCUGCUGUGUGAGAAGCUGCUCAGUGUGCAGGUGCAGACAGCAGAGCACUGCUCGAUCCAGGAUGCACAAGCAGCUAUGAGACUUUACACCCUGGAGAAAAAGAAAUGGGAAGCUGCUGUUAAGAACAAAGCUAACAAGAAAAAUUGUAAAGCUUAAAAAACACAGGGCAGAAUCUUUCAUCUGCAGCAUUUGCUGGUUUGAUGUCACAUUCCAGAUUUAGAGAGAAGUCAGAACUGACAGCAGCUACUUCAUAAAAUCAAUCCAAAGACAAUGCUACAAUAGCCUGGAAGUGCAGGAAUGCUGCUGGUAUCCCGUGCCUGAUGCCUGCUACUGUGCUCAACCAACCUUUGUAACAAAUGCCUGAAGUUGGGAAGAACUUCAUCAGUUAAAUUCCUUCAACAGAAAUAGACACUGAAUAAGUUAAAAAUAUUAAAUUAUGAUAGAUGAAGGAAGAAACUGUCAUUGCUUUGUCAAAACUCCAAGGAUUAAGAUCUUUAUUUCAAGUAUGUUGAGGCCCACAAAGUGAUGUCUACUGCAAGGUGAAUUCUUAAUUAUUGCUGUUACACAGUUGUGGUACCCAAACCAUCAAUAAAUACCCGUUUGUAUAUUAUUAAUAGCCCAAUAUUCUUUUUUUCUGGUGAGAAGAAUCCUCUAAUGGAGGCUCCAGGCUUUUGUAUCCAGCAGUUUUGAAAGUGUUGCAUCCACCAAGGUCAGAAUCUCCUGGAGAGAAACGAGAGAAUUGUCAGACAGAAGAUUACCUUGUUGCUCCACUUAUUUUUGUAUUCAUUUAUUAAUAAAAACAAUGUGUCUAA
This is a messenger RNA of Zonotrichia leucophrys gambelii, 2041 nucleotides long. It is a transcript of the gene REXO4, whose product is annotated as REX4 homolog, 3'-5' exonuclease. The transcript has 8 exons. The record is from RefSeq and is a predicted model, not a curated record. Gene Ontology annotation, molecular function: nucleic acid binding; 3'-5' exonuclease activity. Bases 150 to 1385 code for a protein of 411 amino acids. Gene Ontology annotation, cellular component: nucleus. Gene Ontology annotation, biological process: rRNA processing; DNA catabolic process. Lineage: Eukaryota; Metazoa; Chordata; Aves; Passeriformes; Passerellidae.